Molecule: messenger RNA, 1938 nt
Organism: Helicoverpa zea (corn earworm)
Lineage: Eukaryota; Metazoa; Arthropoda; Insecta; Lepidoptera; Noctuidae
Product: raffinose invertase-like
Exons: 1
Coding region: 1-1524 (507 amino acids)
Biological process (GO): carbohydrate metabolic process
Cellular component (GO): cytoplasm
Molecular function (GO): beta-fructofuranosidase activity
Source: RefSeq, a predicted model, not a curated record
AUGGAAGUGUUCAUACUCGCAGUGUGGCUCUGCGUGGCCACGGCUGAGCUCGCGCAGGACUUAGCACACAUAGAGGACUUCAUACAGCAGAAGAGAUAUCUCCUCAAGAAGAAGUACCGACCCAUGUACCACAUCUCUGCGCCAGUAGGCUGGCUCAACGAUCCCAACGGAUUCAUAUUCUUCAAGCGGCAGUACCACAUAUUCUACCAGUACCAUCCAUACAACGGCGCGUGGGGCCCGAUCCACUGGGGCCACGUUAUCAGUGACAACCUCGUCGACUGGGCGUUCUACCCGCCCGCGCUGGUGCCCAAGGACCACUACGACAAACACGGCUGUCUCUCUGGAUCAGCAGUCAUACACAACAGUUAUUUAACACUAUUCUACUCGGGACAUGUGCUUUCCAACAACAAGACCUAUCAAACUCAAAAUGUCGCUAUCAGUGCGGAUGGUAUCAUCUUCCAGAAGUAUUUGUACAACCCCAUAAUACGAGAAGGCCCGUUUGGCAACACGGACUUUAGAAAUCCUAAAGUAUGGCGGUUUAGAAACUCGUGGUACAUGCUGAUUGGAAGUUCAAGAGUGCAAGAAGCAUAUCUACUAUUAUACACAUCACCUGACUUAUUCAAUUGGAAAUUGAAUGGCACAAUAGCAAAGUCAUACGGAGACAUGGGGUACAUGUGGGAGAGCCCAGAUUUUUUUGAAAUAGAUGGAUUCAAUGUACUUAUUUUGUCGGUUCAAGGCAUACAAGGCGAUGGUCAUCGCUUUAGAAAUCUAUAUCAGACUGGGUAUGUUAUUGGGUCUUUCAACUAUCUGAAUGGACAGUUUGAAGACUUGGAAAUUUCGACGGCAACUUUCAAUGAACUGGAUUACGGUCACGAUUUCUAUGCAGCUAAAACUAUGCAAUCCCUCGAUGGACGAAGACUAUUAGUCGCCUGGUUGGGUAUGUGGGAGAGUGAAUUCGAAGAAUCAAAUGACGGCUGGGCAAGUAUGCUGACGCUAGUGAGAGAACUGAGGCUUACGUAUCAGGGCAAGCUGUUGAUGGUGCCGGUGAGAGAAAUUAUUGAGCUGCGUGCAGAAGUGCUCGAGGACGCAUGGUACAGUCCAGGGGAGGCGUUCUACGCGGGGUCCAGGGCGUUCGAGAUGCUUGUCAACUCUAGCACAGUGAUGUAUGAUGCCGCGAUAAUCCUGGAGUGGAGUGGGGAGCGCCAGUAUACCAUCUCGUUCUCUGCAGAGCGUGGGUUCGUGAGCGUGGAUCGUGGAGGGGUAGACGGCGUUAGACGAGCCGAUUGGAUGCCCCUCACCCACAUUCACUGGCGCAUUUUCGUCGACUACAGCUCCAUAGAAGUCUUCUGUGGCUUAGGCGAGGUAGUUUUCUCCAGUCGAAUAUACCCACGGAAAUCUAUGCGCGUAAGGAUCGCAGGUGACACGCAAUUGCACGUGACGCAAUACCGACUCAGGCGCAGCGUUGGUUAUGACAACAAACUACGUAAGCAAUUGAAGAAUCACGUCAUCAACCGAUAUCAUUAAAGUUGGAAACUGCAAUGGCUAAAUAACUGUUAGAAGCAAAACUCCUGGAUUAACCAUAAAGCUAAUAGGGUGAAAUAGCAUCCAAGCCGAACUGAUUUUUUUUUCGCUUUUCACUCUCGAUAGUCUAGUAAGUUCUGAUCACUUUUUAAGAGGCCCCGCUCUAAAUUGUGAUAGGGGCCGAGCAGCCAAAUCCAGUGCUUAAAAGAGACGUUUGUUACGCUAUAUAUACCGUCAGUUUCAUAACGGAGCUGACGCAAGCAAAUAUUUUCAUAGGAGGUUGAACGAGUCAUCAUAAUUUUGUAUCAGCAUGGUUCGAUGACUCGGUGAACAUUUUCGUAAAAAUGAAAGUCAAUUUUCGUUUUGGUUAUUAAUUUGAGAAAAUGACUUUUUGAAAAUAAAGAACGUGUGUACCUU